This is a messenger RNA of Diplodia corticola, 1980 nucleotides long. Its product is annotated as cytochrome p450. The coding region runs from base 1 to 1980 and encodes 659 amino acids. The record is from RefSeq and is a predicted model, not a curated record. The transcript is spliced from 4 exons. NCBI's taxonomy places the organism in Eukaryota, Fungi, Ascomycota, Dothideomycetes, Botryosphaeriales, Botryosphaeriaceae. Gene Ontology annotation, molecular function: oxidoreductase activity, acting on paired donors, with incorporation or reduction of molecular oxygen; monooxygenase activity; iron ion binding.
AUGGCUUUGGUCAUGCUGGUCGCUGCCCUUGGCCUUGUCGCCGUGGCUGCAUUAAUCAAAACUGUCUUUUUCCCGCCCAAGCCCAAGCUCCCCCAGGGCCUCAAGUCUCUUCCCGGCCCCAAAGGCUAUCCCGUCCUUGGUUCCGUGCCCGACGUCCCCGAGCAGAACAGUUACAUCAAGUUCUACGAGUGGUCCAAGCAGUAUGGCCCGCUUUACCAGGUUAACCUUGCUGGGAGCAAUCAUGUCUGGAUUUCGUCCGACCAGAUAGCACGCGAUCUUCUGUCCAAGAAGGCCGCCAUCUACUCCGACCGCCCUCAUAUUCCUGCCCUUCUUCACGACAACCGCACCAGUGCCGAAUACCUGCCUUUGAUGAGCAAGAACCCCCACUGGUCCCGCCAGCGCAAAGUCGCGACACACAUAAUGCGCGAAGCGAAGCAGAACACUUUCUACCACUACCCCGAACUCGAGUCGAUCCGUCUGCUGAAGGAGCUCGUCGAGGAGCCACACAACUACAAUCAUGCCCUCGAGUCCUUCAUUUCCCGCGUUACGUGCAGGCUGGCAUGGGGCCACGCCGAGGCCAGCGACGAGCUCAAACAGCGCGCACGCGAGCUGCUGAUCUCCGUCUCGCCCACCGGCCAUCUCGCAAACAAGCUUCCCUUCCUCAUGAACCUGCCCGACUGGAUUUCCCCAGUCAAGGCAUGGGAGCGCAAGAGACAGCGGACGGAGCGCAGGUGGUUCGAGAUCAUGCAGAACCAGGUGAAGCAAGACAUGGACGAGAAGAGAGCUGCGCCCAGCUGGAUGAAGAUCCUCCUUGGAACUUGGAACAAGUGGGAGUUCUCGUACGACCUCGAGGGUGCUUUCUGCGUGGGCAUGCACGGCAUCGCCGGAGCCCUCACCAUCGCCGCCCCCAUGCAGACCUUCUGCCUUGCCAUGUGCCACUAUCCUCAGUACCUGCCAAUCCUGCACGAGGAGCUGGAUCGCGUCUGUGGCGAGCGUCUCCCCCGGGCCGAGGACCGUCCCAACCUACCCGUUCUCCGUGCUUUCAUCCGCGAGGUUAUGCGCUGGCGUCCUCCGGUCCCGACCGGCAUCCCGCACUACCUGAUUCAAGAUGACGAGUACAACGGCUACCACAUUCCUGCUGGCAGCGUUAUGCACCCUCUCGAGUGGGGAAUCGCCCGCGACCCUGAACUCUUUCCGGACCCGGACACCUUCAACCCGAUGCGCUGGCUGGACCCCCAGUCGCCCGCCUAUAAGGAGCCGCUGACUGAACACCCGAGCAUCAUCAACAUCAGCCAGUUCGGCUAUGGGCGGCGGCUAUGCCAAGGGCAACAAGUCGCCGACGAGGAUUUGUUGAUUGGCCUCGGCGCGCUGGCCUGGCUGUUCGACAUCAAGAAGAAAGCCCCAACUCCCGAAAACGCACCGUCCUCACCCGUCGGCAGCGCGUAUCUCAACGAGGGGGCCAGCAUCUCGAACGAGGAGCUAAGCACCGACGAUGAGCAAGAGCGCAAGGAUAGCGUCAUUGGCACGCCCUUGUUCGAGGAGAAGCCCGUCAUCGCGACCGCGACCGAAUACGCCGCCGCAGCCGCCACACUCAAGAACCGCCGAAACCUCACCAGGCCAACGGAGAUCAAGGCACCUGGCGCAUGGCCGAUCGAAAACGCUGACAUGGAGGCGCACGAGACAUGGGAGCAGGAGCAGAAAACUGCUGUUGCUGCUGCGGCGGCGGUGAAGGCUGGUAAGGAGGCGGCCAAGAAGAUUGACCCCACGCUCGACUAUACCCAUCUGCUCAUUGCAAAGCCGAAGCCAUUCGAAUUCGAUCUAAAGGUGCGCAAGGGCAUGGACAGGCGUAAAGAGCUGGUUGAUCAACUGUUCAGGCAGAAGCAGGAGGAGGGUGAGUUCCCGGCCGGCAAGGAGUACUGGAAGAGCGAGGCCAAGGAGUACGGGUGGGUGGGUGUGGCGAACAGCAACGGCCUGAGAUAG